This is a messenger RNA of Linum tenue, 1198 nucleotides long. The record is from the annotation of a GenBank genome assembly. NCBI's taxonomy places the organism in Eukaryota, Viridiplantae, Streptophyta, Magnoliopsida, Malpighiales, Linaceae.
GCCCUCGUUCUAUCUACGCGAAAAAGCGAGGCGAAGAAAGAUGAGAGAGUAUGCACUAGGCAGGGGUAGACUCGUAAAUUCGAUGGUUUUGAGACCCACAGGCCACAAUUACAGGUGCCUGCUCUGCUCGUUCCCUCUUCAGUCUUCACACUCCCAAAAAGAAUUCGACUCUGCUCCCCCCAGCUCUUGGCGGAGAUCGGAGAAUUUUCCCCGGCGGCAACUCGAAGAAAUCCAAAUCCAGGCCAACAUGGACGGACAUGAUGGUGAUGAUCCUAAACAGAGCACUGCCGAUAUGACAGCUUUUGUGCAAAAUUUGCUUCAGCAGAUGCAAUCCAGGUUCCAGACCAUGUCUGACUCCAUCAUCACAAAGAUCGAUGACAUGGGAAGCAGGAUAGACGAGCUAGAGAGGAGCAUCAAUGACCUGAGAGCCGAGAUGGGCGUGGAAGGGUCUCCAUCUCCUUCGACGCCCAAGGCUAAGGACGAAUCGGAGCCAGGUGCUGGUUCAGCCUGAGAGAAAGUACCAAGUAAGAAGGACGUUGGAAACAAAACUGGUGUUCUGCAAAUAGUGUUCUUAUUAUUUCCGUUUGCUAUUGGCCUGCAAGUUUUCCGGGGAAUCUAUGCACCCCAUCUUCCAUUUCUACCACCAUUUUGCUUUUCCUCUUCUGAUUAGGAAACCCAUUGAAUUAGAGUGUAAUGUGAACACCAUGACUAGGGUGUCUAUGCUCGUUGUUUUGCCAUAUAUGAUGGCUCUAGUAACUCAUUAAUUCAGCGUGCGGUUCGAUGUUAGCGUCCCUCCCUCGUUCGAUCAAAUCGGUUGCUAUAUGAAUCAUGAACUGAUGUGGUCUGGGUUCGAAUAUCGAUUCAUCGAACCGGGUCGCUGUCUCUAUAGACAGCUAUUAGCAUACAGCCAACCUCCAACUCAGCACAGAAAAAGGUGUGGAAGGUGAUUGUGAUUGAGAAGCUUCUUAUUUCGGUUAAAUGGUGCUGGAAAUCACCAAAAUGGUGGCUGGCUUGGGCCACACACAUGAACUCCUUUCCUGAAAGGCACUUGCCAGCUGAUUGGUGAUAACAGCAUUGAAUUUGAGACUUAUUAUUGUUACGGCCCCCCGCCUCCAUUAGAGUGGUCCAGUUGUGUUGAUGUGGGUUUAGUUUUAGGCGUCCUCUUCAAGCAUUCAAUUGCAAGUUAAAGAAAGAUGCU